Molecule: messenger RNA, 495 nt
Organism: Phytophthora sojae
Lineage: Eukaryota; Oomycota; Peronosporomycetes; Peronosporales; Peronosporaceae
Exons: 2
Coding region: 1-495 (164 amino acids)
Biological process (GO): proteolysis
Molecular function (GO): cysteine-type peptidase activity
Source: RefSeq, a predicted model, not a curated record
AUGGUUGCAUGCCUCGGGAGAAGCCAUUCCGUGAAAAGAACAAAGGAGAAAGCUGCAAGGGACGAGCGCCUCGCUGGUCACAUAGGGAAAUUUGACUGGGUAUCGUACCGGUUUGUUAUUCUUCCAGUCAACGGUAAUAGUCACUGGAGCUUUCUUGCGGUUGAGAAUCCCCUGCAGGGGGGCGUCAUUCGGCUGUAUCACGUUAAUUCUGCUACAGAAGCGCAUGACACGGCAAACGUGUUUUCUUUGAUGCAGUGUUUUCACGCCUCCCCUACCAAGCCUCAGCAGCAAAACUCUGUUGAUUGUGGAAUUUAUCUGCUCUACUUCAUCGAAAAGAUAUCCACAGCGAUUAUGAAAGAUCGCCCGCAUACGCUACGUGGAUCAAUGGAUAAGUUGCGCUCCGACAAAUUCAAUGUCGAAAACUACCGUGCGCUUCUACAUCAGCGUAUUAUCCGCGCGGCCAACGUAGCAAAUAAGAAGAGUAAAAUCCUAUAA